AUGGAGAAAGCCACAGCUGCUUCAGAAGUGAAGGGAGGCGAGGUUCGAAAAUCCGACUAUUCGCAGAACAGAAAGAGUCGCUCUCCUCGUCCUUCUCCUCAGGGUCCCUCAUCUCCGAACAAACCUUGCAAAGCCACAGAUCUUCUGCCCGCUGAUGAAGUUCCUUCUGGGUGGACUGCAGGGGAGUCGAGCGUAUGGCUGGCAUUCUUGUGCAGCUGUUUAGUUGGAUAUCUGUGUCUUUCCGACGGAGAAAUAUCUGCCCUUCUAACACUUUCAGCAGCCUUUUACACGCUAUCGAUCUUUUUCCUCGUGUCCAAUGCCCGUGUCUGCUCUAUAACUACGCAGGCUUUCUGCAAGUGGCACAGUGCUUCAGGGGCGGCACAGCCUCAAUCCGCGAGCUCUUCUUCCGAGUCGCUCCAAUUAUUUUCUAUUUCUCAUCUUUUGUGUGGAGGGUGUAUGCGUCCUGGAAGUGCUGGACUCUUCGCGAUCGCUCUUCUUGCUCGAGUCGCCUGCAAUCUCCGCCGUCCUGCUUACCUGCCCAACGAUCGGACAGGCGACUGGCUGUACCAGACUCUGGAGGUCUUGUCUGCGCUUCUGCUGCUGCUGCUCGUGGGUGUUGUCUCUGCUAAUUCUCGUUUCUGUCGAGAUUUCGCAAAGCAAACAAAAGGCGCUACUUCCCAGGCCGACGGCAACGACCAAACGGAAGGAAAGCUCGCGGAAACAACCUUCAUUUCUGGGUGCCAUUUUGCCCUGGUGACAGCUGUGGCUUGUGGGCUCGUCCUCAAGCACGACAUGAAUGAAAGUUUCUUCGAUGAUUUUGCGUGGGCAUUCGCUCUGUACGCUGAGACUUUGGCGUUCAUUCCUUUCAUCUCGCACCAGCCAUUUGUGAUUUCUGAGCAGAAGGCGGGUGCCUGCGCGAAGAAGGAACAAACGUCCUCCUUGACACCUGAGGGGAAGCAGCUCGUUGACUAUCGAUAUCGGAAGAACCCCGUUCUCGCUCGCAGGCUCUGGAGACAGUUCCUCUUUGCCCUUGUUAUUUCACGCGCGAUUCAAAUGGUCUUCUGGGCGGUAACGUUCGAGGAAUUCGCUCGAGAGAUGGACAUGGACGCGGUUUCUGAGCGGCUGACAGAGCAGAGCGGCGAUUUGUCGCAGGAGUUCAAAAACAAUACGCUCGACAGACAAGGAGUACCCGGCUCCUCUGCCGCUACUCUGAAUAUCCGUGGCUGGUGUAGUCUCGUUGCGACAGUAGCACAGUUGUGCUUUUCUCUCUAUCUCAUGAAGGUGUACUGCUUCACCCAGGGUCAGCUAGAACGGGAGUAUUUCGACAAUCGAAAGAAUACCUCGGAGAGAAAAGACAAGACAGAAACUUCCUCCUGCGCAGCGAUUGGGACAAGUGCGUCAUCCACCGCAGACGCCGCGGGCGAAGAUGAAGUAAAACCCCGCAGUUUGGUUCGCAAGCGCUUUGUGCCGUCACCCAAGUGA
This is a messenger RNA of Toxoplasma gondii ME49, 1482 nucleotides long. RefSeq lists its product as hypothetical. The record is from RefSeq and is a predicted model, not a curated record. The transcript has a single exon. Bases 1 to 1482 code for a protein of 493 amino acids. Lineage: Eukaryota; Apicomplexa; Conoidasida; Eucoccidiorida; Sarcocystidae.